Messenger RNA from Peniophora sp. CBMAI 1063, 1599 nucleotides. Lineage: Eukaryota; Fungi; Basidiomycota; Agaricomycetes; Russulales; Peniophoraceae. The record is from the annotation of a GenBank genome assembly.
AUGCGUCGCCAGCUUCGAGGGUUAUCUUUCUAUACGCCGCUAAUCUCACGUGGGCGCGUCUCGGCGCUUCCUGGUCCUCGCCUCCCACGCGAGUCGCUCAACAGCCAUGAUGGCGCCCCCAAAGGCGCUGCACGCGCACGCGCACGCCCCGCCUCGCAUCCCCCUUGUCCUUUCCCCUCAUCUGGGUUCAUUUCUACACUCGGGGUGAACGAGCAGAUUACCCGCGCCGAUAUGCGCGAUCUGGUCGAGUCGUUCGACGCGCUCGCGCUUGCGGGCAAGAGUCGCAGUCCACCGGCGCCUCCGCCUAAAGAACGCAAGCCGUCGUACCCGCCCAAUGGGAUAUACGCGCAGAUGCCACAGCCCCAGCCUCAGGGCUCGUACCCGUAUCCGACACAUAGUACACCGUUCAUAGGCGGGUUCGCAGCCACUAUGCCUACAACUCCACGGCCCAGACCGGCAAGUGGCCCACCCGCGACGACGCAGCAUGGCCUGCCACCGCUCCCCCGCCCGCCGUCUAUGCCCCGACCUUCCCCCCAAUCCGGCCCCUCGCUCACGAUGCAGCACGCGCUCGGCUCGCCGUCUCCGCACAGGCCGCACCUCGCCCCUCCCCUUCCCACGCACAUCCAGCGCCCAAACUCAGACUCGGCCGUCCCCACCACCACCGACGUGAUCGAUCUCACCGGCUCGCCCUCCACACCGAUCAAAUCCAAGAAACACACCGCGCAGACGCCCCAGCCGCCCAAGCUCGCGCGACCGAUACAUAAGCGUGCGAACUCUGAGCCGCCGUCGCCGGUUGUUGUUGUUGGUUCGCCGGGUAAGAAUAAGGACGGGGAUGCGGUGCAGUGCGCUGGGAUGACGGCUGCGGGCGCGCGGUGUAGGAAGAUGGUCAAGACGGCGAGCGGGGUGGACGGGGACGUGUUCUGCCACCAGCACGAGAAGAAGAUGCGCGAGCCGAGCGGGUUCUACGACCGCAAGACGGGCAAGACGUUCGUCAAGUUCGGCGAUUGGAUACCCGACCACCUCCAGCCUUCAACUCAGGCGUCGCUGAGAUCGGAAAUGCAAAAAGCGCGCUCAGACUCGGACGUAGACGGAUACAUCUACACCUUCGAGAUCCUCGACCCAUCGACGCCUUCGAUAGUCCACCUCAAAGUCGGCCGCGCCACAAAUCUGAACAGGCGCAUGGACCAAUGGUCCAAGCAAUGCGGCUCGCACGAGCAAGUGCUCCGAGGACACUGGCCGGGCGGGAUGACGCCCGACCAGGCGAGCCUCGUGCGCGGACUGAUCGUCGCGGGCGACAAAGGCAAAUGGUGCCACCGCCUCGAGCGGCUCGUGCAUCUCGAGCUCGCGGAUCUCGCGGCGUAUGCGCCGUACCUCGACUCCGGCUUUCCGUCGAAUAUGUCGGCGUCGGAUGAUGAUGAUGGUGGUGCGAAGGGGAAGAAGGCGAAGAGGGACGUGAAGAAGUGUCCGGACUGCGGGAAGAUGCAUAAGGAGAUCUUUACGUUCGAGAGGGCGAAGGGGCGGUAUGAUGAUCGGGAGUGGGAGUUGAUUGUGAAGCCUGUUAUUGAGAAGUGGGGGAUGUUUGUCGAGCACUUUCUUUGA